Messenger RNA from Pleurotus ostreatus (oyster mushroom), 1545 nucleotides. RefSeq lists its product as uncharacterized. The coding region runs from base 1 to 1545 and encodes 514 amino acids. The record is from RefSeq and is a predicted model, not a curated record. NCBI's taxonomy places the organism in Eukaryota, Fungi, Basidiomycota, Agaricomycetes, Agaricales, Pleurotaceae. The transcript is spliced from 8 exons.
AUGCCCGUCGCCACUAACAAUGGGUUCGAGUUCCACUUGAUCAAAUCCAUGGCCUCUGAGACGGUGUCUGUUGUCGAGCCAGAUGGUAUUCCACAAUAUGCCCAUCAAUCGACAAUUCAGCCUGAGUGGCCGCUUUCCGCGCAAGAUCCAUUCAGAAUGGCCGAACUCGCGAUAGAGCUCCAGACAGAACGCCUCAAGGUGGCCGAGGCUCUCGCAGCAAGGGAUCUGCUGGUACAUCGACUAGGAGACGCAUAUACUUCCAUCCAACAGAAAAAUCAGUUGCUUGAUCAACUUAAAGAGAAGUUUGGAACAAAAUUGAUUGAUUCAACGAACCUUCCUACGCACAGCCUGGCAAUCGAUCACAACGAAAAGAAGACACUUACCGAGCAGAUAGCCGUCCAACAGACCAUCAUAAACCAACUAAGGCAGGACAUCAAGGCGGGGAAACCAUGUCCCAAAGUAGACCCGCCCCCUUGUUACGAGGAAAACCUAUCGCCGACGGUGCUGUCACCAAGUUGUCAGAACGAGGGUGAAUUUUAUCCUUUUCCUUCUGUGCGAGCGAACUGGAACGACAUCCCGGCUACGGUUCAUCACUUACUCCCACCACCCUUAUCACGUUCGGUCUCACAAUGUUCUGUCCCGACAACUCUGAGUGAUAUCGGCAUGACAGACGUUGAAGAAUGCGAAAUCAUUGAUACACUUCCUAAAGCCGGAGAUGCAGCUGACAGGAUUCGAGCGAGAAACGCGAUUCUUGCAGCGCUUGCUGUACCGCUGCGUGGCCCUCCAGACGACCUACAGCCAAUCAUGAUCCCCGCACCCCUCACUCUGCAAGAAUUCAUCAACAGUGGCUCUAGUUUUAUUCGGACGGCCUUAUCCAACUACCGUCAACUUCAGGAGCUGACGACAUCGUGGUGUGAGGAGCGAGAAGAACAUGGGUAUUUCCUCACCCCGGUAUUCAAAUGUAGCACGAAUCCAAGGGUCACAACAGCCCAUCGCUGGAAUGUAGUCGAUGUUUUGCACAAGAUGAGCAAGCCUACUGAUUUCUUUUAUCACAAAAACGGGCAUUGGUAUUACGCCGGAGUCUAUAAGGCUUUCAGGAUGGAAGAUCUGACAACGAAAGAAUGGGAUGCCUUGUCAACCGAGACAACGUCGGCAAUCGUGAAGGAUACCAUUCUAGCACGCCGCAAUUCCUCGCCCCAGAAUAUCUACGAAGUGACCCAACUCUAUACAUGUGGCGCUCUGAAGGUUGCCUGUAUCGGACUUCAGUGUGUCGGCUUUAACCUCGCCGUCUUCCAUGCUCUACUGGACCACGCUACUAAAUAUGCCCACGCCGCGAUGUCUUCUAAGAAUGGCACGAGUGCUCCGUGCAGCAGGUCGGACACCCCUCUACACUCUCCCGUUUCCACGUCUGGCGGCGUCUUUCCCUGGGGUACUACUCCCAUCAACACUGCCGUUGCGGGGCUGACGGAGAGGAUCGCAAAUCUGUCUAUGAGUUCUCCAGCUCCGGACGACACGUCAGGAAACCCCAAACAACGAUCUGCAUGA